AGACCACAAGUUAGCGCGUCUUUGAAUGUGAUGUCUGGAGUGAGGUUAGACAAUACGGAUAUUUUCGAACGUGUUGGAGCCGAGUCAUAUGGACGACCUGGUGAAGAAACUGGUGCGACAGACACUAAAGAAAAUGCUCCACACUAUACCAUUCAAGGGGUAUUACAUUUCUUGCAAACUGAGUGGAAUCGUCUUGAAAUGCAACGCUCCCAAUGGGAAGUCGAGCGAGCUGAAUUGCAAGCACGAAUAGCAUUCCUUCAAGGGGAGCGUCGUGGUCAGGAAAAUCUAAAGCAGGACUUAGUUCGACGAAUUAAAAUGCUAGAGUAUGGUUUGAAACAGGAGCGUGUCAAAUUUCAUCUAUACAAAGCUUCAAUUUCUGCUGGCAACCCACCUACUUCCCUUAAACAAACUGAUCAAGAAUCUAGUACCAGAAAUGAAUCAACCACCGCAAAGCCUGUGCUAAAACCAGCUGAAAAACUAGCUGAGUGUACUGAGCAGACUCUCGAAAGUAAUGUGAAGUGGCGAGAGAGUCGAUUACGUCUCAAACAGUUUCUUCAGGAAGUUGGUUAUGCAGAUGCUGUCCUCAGUGUACGCGAAGCACGUGUACGCCAUUUAUUGUUGUCAGCUGCAGGGUGGCCUAAUGAACCUGAUUCUUCUCUCACGACUGCAGAUCCGAAGAAUAAACACUAUCUUUGGGAAUGUGAUAAGCCCAAGUCAAAACUCACUGAUAAUGCUGGGUGAGUGAUCGAUUUUAUGGUUAUAGUAAUCAAAAUUUUUAGUGAUUUAUUUUUCUUAGGUAUGCUCAUAUCAACACCUUUUAAAUGGUCUAGUACCGACAACUUGAAAUAAGUAUCCACUGUAAACAAAUAUUUUAUUGCGACUUAUUAUCUUACGAGAUAGUAAAGUUCUUAAAAUUAAUCCAUGUUCUGUUUGAGUCAUUGGCAAUGUCCAAACACUGGAGUGUAUAGGCAUUCAGUGGAUGAGUUUACCGUAGGUGACUGCCAAAUAACCAUUAGGGUUAUAAUUGUUUGGCAAAACAAUUUGAUGAUGCGAAACCUGGAAGUGUAAUUGUUUGGUUUUUCAAUCGUCAUGUGCUGUAAUAUGGACUAGCAAAUAAAUGUCGCGUGAUUUGGGAACUCAUUUGUCUGUCAGUCAACGUGGGACCUAGCAUUAGUGUGCAUUGUUCCAAGCUGCUGCGCAUCACAUCAAUUCAGCAACAGCAAAUCUAUUCAUAGAAUAACAGACAAUGUGAAAUCAUAUCAAGUGGUGUGGGAAUCCAAACAUUUGAAGAAACACUUCAAAGGUGAGGUGAGGUGACGGAAUGUUCAAACCUACAACCCAUUAGUUUUAAACUGGGUUUCUUGAAACUUGACAUAUUUAUUAUUCAGUUGAUGAGAUUUACUAACGUUCAUGGAGUAAAGAAGUUCUUAAUGUUUGUUCGCUUUCAUUGUACAUUUUACUACCACCAUGGUUAUGAUGCCAGCCUUCAAGAUGAACUUGCGGAAGACGCUAUAGCAAAAAUAAAUCAGGUUGUGCGCUCAGGCUCAGAUUUUCUCACGUCUGAUGAUUUGGGUUCUGGAUUUGGUAGUGAGUUAAAUGACCAAUCUACCGAACCGGAUACAACAGGGAAUUCUGGUACUGACAAUUCGGAAUCAUUUGAUAACGCAAGUUGGGUGAACAGAUUUCGUCGAACAAGUGAUGCGAAUAAACGCAAAUCGCAGGGUCAAACAAAUUACUCGCAACGAAAUGAGUAUUCCAAGAAUAUAACUUCUAGUACCACAGUAUCCUCGUUUCUGAACAGUUUUGGGGAAAUUGGAAGUGCAGGACAAUCGAAGCGAUUCGGUCGUAAACAUGCAGCUGAUACAAAUAUUUUGGAUUUAAUCAACACAUUGUCGGAAAAAGUUGAUAAUAAUGAUGAUUUUUUAUCAAACGCUGUAUCUGAUAUUAAUUCAACCGCCGCAGUAUAUCCUAGUAGUGGUCAAACUCCGAAUUCUGUCUCACCAAACAAUAAAUCGAGUUCACCAAAUAAUGGAACAAAUUUAUGGGGAUCGGACUUAUCAGAUCCCAGUGUUGUAGAUUCUACUGGUCAGGUUGGUGUAAAAGGUCGUCUGGAGUCUGUGAAAGAAUCUAAUCCGACAGAUCCUCUUGGGCUAGGUGAUCUGGCUAGUUUAACUGUAGCUAACGAAGCUGAUUCAGGUUUAAAUGGUGAUGUUUGUGACUCAAAUUUACCUGGAAGUAAUUAUGAAUCAUCAGUGCUGGGUGGCUCUGUCAGUAGUAAUGCUCAAGUAGACAGUGCGGCAAAUAUUUCAUCAACCUACUCAACUGGUCGUCGACCGUGGGCCCCGAGAUAUACACUUCGCGGUCACUUCGACGGUAUCAGAAGCGUUGCAUUUCAUCCCACCGAACGAGCUGUUUAUACUGCUGGUGAAGAUGGAUGUGUAAUGCUUUGGAAUUUGUUAAAAACUGGGCCUCCGGGAUCGGCUAUUACCUCAGGAAGAGCAGGUCUCAAUUCAGGUCCAGUGGACGAAUUGUCACCUGUACAUGUUUACUGUGGCCAUAAAGGCCCUGUUUUGUGUGUCACUACGCCAAGCCCUCUGCUUUCCUCAACUAUGAGUACUGCUGUGUAUUCUGGUGGUCUUGAUGGAACAGUUCGAUCAUGGCGUUUACCAUCUGCCUCUAAUGGUCUAGGUCUGAUUGACAUAUAUGCACCUCAAGAACUAGAAACUGUGACUGGUCCAGUUUUUGCAAAUUCAUCAUCACCUGUUUGGUCAAUCGCUGUACACCCAUCUAGUCCUCUGUUACUUGCUGCUCAUGCAAAUGGUUCUAUCGAUUUUUGGUCUACUGUAGAAAAGCUUGAAAAUGAUUCACCAAUUUCUCCAGUCCUAUCAGUUCAUAUGGAUCGCCUAAUUAAACCUUUAGGUGCUAAUGAACCUCCGUUCGGACGUCCAACUUGUCUUCAUUUUUUGGUCAGCCGUCCGGAUUCAUUAACUGCCUCUCAAUGUGUUGUUGGAACUAGCACGGGAUGGUUAGCGCUAUUAGAUGUUCAGACUGGUCAAUUAAUUAAUCAAAUACCACCAGCACCUCCUCUGACCGAUCCUAGUCGCGAUGAGCAGCCACUGAAUAUGGCAAACAUACCGGUAGCAGGCGAAUGUAGUUUACCUUCUGGUUGGACAGAACGCUCACUUAAUGCUCUGGGUUCACACCAAACAUUAUCUCUCGUUAUUGGAGCCCAUGAAGAUCGUUGUAUUCGGUUCUAUGAUAUCAACCGCAUGUCCGACCGUUCAUCAGUUACAAAUUCGGCAUGUGUAGACGCUAUGGUUACACAUUUGAAUGCUGUUACAAGCCUUGCAGUCGAUCCUCACGGUCUGUAUUUAUUGACUGGAAGUCAUGAUGCCUCUAUCCGUGUUUGGGAUGUUGAAAGUCGUACAUGCAUACAAGAAAUGACUAAUCAUGGAUUCAAAUACAAUGAAUCAGUUCAUUCAGUAGCUUUACAUCCACAACUUCCUUUAGCAGCUAGUGCUGGAGCAGAUGCUAUAUGCAAAAUUUAUGUAACAGCUACAUAAAUAAUUGAUUAAUUUCGAUUAUAUUCUCACUCUUUUCACCAGUGUUAAACUGUAUAACUUUUUUGUUUUCGUAUUAUAUGACAUUAAUGUUCGGUUGAUAUUCUAUUUUUUCCCCAUCUACUGUUUAUGUAUGUAUGUAUGUCUUCUCAUUCCGUUUUAUUGUUUGUUAAUUGUAGAAAACGUAUAUUUAUACAUAAUUUUGAUCUGCAUGCCUACUUGAACAUUGUCGUAGUCUUCAAAGACUUGAUAGUAUUCUUGACCAUUUCAAUUUAUUAGUAGUAAUUAAUGUGUUUGUUUUUUUCUUCAUUCUAUCCAUUUUAUUUUGUUUUUGGCAUUUUAUCAUUUCUCUUCUAAUUUGCUUACAUAAAUUAGUUAGAUUUACUUUUAUUUAUGCAUUGUGUUAUAUUCGUUUUACAUAGAUACACUUGUCUUUAUUAUCUAAGCUAGAGGACUUGUAGUUUGUUUCAUAUGCUGAUUAAUUUCAAGGUGAAUACGUACUACAUACUCUAUUCAUUAUCAUCAUUAAACUCGGUUGCUUUUAUUUUCAAUUAUAUACAUAUAUGAUCUCUUUUUCUGAAAAAAAAACUAUUUCAUGCUCAUUAUUUCAAUGAUUGUUGAUCAAUAAAAAGCAUGGAUUGUUCAAAAUAAUUGGACAGAUUGUGCUAUCUUGCUCCCUACUCAUGUUUGUGUGUUUCAUUGUGUUUCCUUUUUCUCUUGCACAUUUUUACGUAGCUCUCUCCUUGUGCAGGUUAUUCUACUUACUAAUGAUAAUAGAAUUAGUGAAAUUUCGAUAAUAUUGAAGCGAUUCUCUAUCAUGUGACUUCUGAUUUCGUUUUUUUGGAUACAUUUUAUUUUUGUGAGUAAGAUUGUGAUGAAUGGCAUCCGAGAUCUGAUACUGAUACUCAGUGCGCUACGCGCUAUCUUCCAAAACUGGCUACUUGAGCAAGAUAACAAGAGUGGAGAAGUAAGUCUAUUGAACUACAGAAUAAUAUGCAUAAAUACUCAUAUAUCUUUCCAUUUAGGAAAUCAAUCCAUUUCUCGACCUAUGAUAUGCGUUUGUCCUUCAGAUCACUUCUGAUUGUCAUCAAGUAAUUCUGUUUUAGUUACUUCAUAUUGACUCACUGUAUCACCUUUCCCUUCCGUUAUGAUCUCUCCUAUCACGGUACAGCUCUUCCUAUUGCUUAGUACUUGGGAACACUACUUCACUCGACACAUCUACGAAUCAGAGUACGGAUACACAGAAACGUAGUUCUAUUCCAAAUAAACAAGGUUGAUUGGUAUUGGGUAGAUAUCAUAAUUACGAAAACGUUACUAUGUUUGUAAAUUUCGCAUCAGAAGAUUGUAGAAUCUUCUCUAUGUAUCCGUUAUCUCGGAUCGGUUAAAAAAACUCAAUCAACGUGCCCCAACACAAUUCUUCACAGAAAAUCUUUUAAUGCAAUCUAUAUUCCGCUAACACCUGAAAUAUAAGCCGGAAUCUUUGAGUUUAACUGAAGACGUUGAAGAAAACAAGAUUUUCUUGAUUUCGCGGUAUGACUGUCACUUCUUUUUGUGAAUACAUCGCGUCAGAUAGAUUCUGUUUCUUUCGAAAACUGAUUCAGCAGGGAUUACAUCAUUAGGUGAGAUUGGGUGAGGAAUUAUUCCGGGUGAUUUUCUCUGUCAUGCCCUCCCCUCUGUUAUUAUUUCGGAAAUCAUUGAAAAACUUGUACUUUCAUUUAUCAUAUGAGAAUAGGGAGAUUGAUAUAGGGUUGAACGAAAUACUUGGUUGCAAAUAAGGUUGAUGGUUUUCUGUGAUUCACUCUUAAUGAGCUUUAGUUAAACUUAAAAGAAUUAUUGAGGCUAAUAUUUCAAACGCCGUGUUGGUUAAACUGGUUCCUCUGUGGUUUUCGCGAUACGUCUAUUUUAGACUUAGCUAAAAUAUAGGAACUGGACGCUAUCACAUAUGGUUAGUUUCAACCGUCUAAGAUUUCAGUUAAUCUAACUGCUAAGGCUGGACCACCAUCAUUUAGCCAUUCAGAUUACUUGGAGAUAGUGGGUAAUCCUAGAUAUCAUCACUCUGGAAUCUAAUCUGCUUUUUUAUAUUUCUUGAUACCAAGCGACACCAUAUAUUAAAAUCGACUGGAAUUCUAAUAUUCUUUAACCCAUGUUUGCUAUUCCGUUUUUACUUUAACGUUAUUUACUUGACCGAUUUGACUAUUGACCUGCACACUUAACCUUAAGCCGACGCAAGCUGAGCUCCUAUUUCCUUACUAUUUAUGAAUCCUCUAACACUUUUGAUUUCAAACAGAAUUAAAUAGCCAGCUAUUAUUAUUAUUAUUAUU
Messenger RNA from Schistosoma bovis, 5881 nucleotides. The record is from the annotation of a GenBank genome assembly. NCBI's taxonomy places the organism in Eukaryota, Metazoa, Platyhelminthes, Trematoda, Strigeidida, Schistosomatidae.